Molecule: messenger RNA, 933 nt
Organism: Marmota monax (woodchuck)
Lineage: Eukaryota; Metazoa; Chordata; Mammalia; Rodentia; Sciuridae
Product: olfactory receptor 2B6-like
Biological process (GO): G protein-coupled receptor signaling pathway
Cellular component (GO): membrane
Molecular function (GO): G protein-coupled receptor activity; olfactory receptor activity
Source: RefSeq, a predicted model, not a curated record
AUGGGGCUAAUUAAUGAAAGCCACCCUGACGAGUUCAUUCUACUAGGCUUUGCUGAUUGUCCUUGGAUAGAGCUUCCUCUAUUCAUUAUUCUUCUGAUAACAUAUCCCAUGGCACUGAUGGGAAACAUUGCCAUCAUUCUGGUGUCCAAGUUAGAUCCCACUCUCAACAGUCCCAUGUAUUUCUUCCUCACCAACCUCUCCUUUUUGGACAUAUGUUUAACCACAAGCAUUGUUCCUCAGAUGCUGUUAAACCUGAGAAGCUCUAAGACCAUUAGCUAUAUGGGGUGUGUAGUUUAGCUCUAUUUCUUCAGCAUAAUGGGAGCAGAAUGUCUUCUCUUGGCUCUCAUGUCUUUUGACCGCUAUGUGGCCAUCUGCAGACCUCUGCACUACACUUUCAUCAUGAAUCAGCGUGUUUGCAUUCUAUUAGCAUCCACUGUGUGGUUGGGUGGUAUCACCUAUGCUAUCUCACAGGUCACAACUACACUGCAGUUGCCACUGUGCAGCGUGAAUAAACUGGAUCACUUGGUGUGUGAGUCCCCAGUUCUGUUAAAGACUGCCUGUGGUGACAAAGAAGUUAAUGAAUUCACACUCUAUGUGGUGUGCAUUUUUAUGUUAGCUGUUCCUCUGUGCUUAAUUCUUGCCUCCUAUGCUAGUAUUGGACAUGCUGUACUUAACAUUAAAUCUUCUGAAGGAAAGAAAAAGGCCGUCAGGACAUGUUCCUCUCAUCUUGUUGUGGUUCUCCUUUUUUAUGGCCCAGCCAUUAGUAUGUACCUUCAGCCCCCCUCAUCCAUUACAAAGGACCAGCCCAAGUUCAUGGCCCUCUUCUAUGGAGUGGUGACUCCUACAGCCAACCCCUUCAUCUACACCCUGAGGAAUAAGGAAGUAAAGCAGGUAUUAAGCAACUUGGUGAGGAGCAUUUUCCGUUCAAAAUAA